AUGGUCCAAAGACCGUUUAGCGAGAUUGAAGGAAAUCAUGUGUAUUGGAAAAAUAUUUCCAUGUCAAAGUCACCCUACCAUUUGAAAGUCCACGCCGAGCUAUUUCCUGAAUAUCCUCAAGGAAAAAUGUUAAACAAUAAGCAACGACCUAAAAUGUCUACGAUUUUAUCUGCAGUCGAUACCAGUCGUAGCAAAAGUGAUACGUCAUUUAAAAUGAACAUAAGAGAAAGUCGACAUCCAAAUGAGCUAAGGCUUACUCGUGAUACUUUCUACAAUUUUACUCACCCCCUGUCUUUCGAUAAUGUAUUAUUCCCCUUAGACAACACACUCGAUAAAAUAUCAAAUAACAGUUAUCCAGAUAAAAUAACUGUUGAAAGUUUUUACAAAAUACCUAAAACGUCUAGAUUUUUCCCACCAGUAGAAGAACAAAAACCGACAAAUAUGCAAGAAAUUCUUCAUGUAUUUGGAAAUAAUAGCGCAUCAAAAAAGACAAUAUUUCGAACAAGUAGUGAUAUAGGCAAUGAUAAAUCCUCGGAAUCGAACGACUUGCAUAUUAGGAAAAUGCCAGAGUACGAAGUCGACAAUGAUAAAGCGGACUUUUUAAUAGAAGAGGUAACUCCUGAAGUUGUUCCGAUAUAUUAUAAUUAUACUGUACCUGCAAAUCCGUUCACAUGUGUUGUUUUGCAACCGUAUAACGCCGACAUGGAUGCUCAGGACAAAUUUUCAAAAUUCGAUAUCGAACCGCCUUGGAUAGUGAAAAAACAAUUUUGGAACAAAAUGUUCGACAGUCGCUACGAAUCGCUUAUGAGAAACAAUAGAUGGCCGCCUCUGAAGGUUAUUUUAGUACCACGCACUCACGUCGACUCAAUUUGGAGACAAAGCUUUGAUCAAUACCACAACAAUACUGUUAAUAAAAUUCUGUCAAAUUUAGUUAAGAAAUUACAAUUUUACAAGAAUUUAACAUUUACAUGGAACGAGGUAUCUCAUUUGAGUCAGUGGUGGCAAACUACGACACAGAAAAAUCGUUCGGCAUUCCGUCGGCUAGUACGAGGAGGUCGUUUAGAAAUAACUACAGGUGGUUGGGUGGAACCUGAUGAAGCUACAAUACAUUUAUUUGGUCUUUUACAUCAACUUAUGGAAGGUCAUCAAUGGUUGAAACACCACUUAAAUUUCGUACCAAAAACAGCGUGGCUCACUAACAGCGUAACACAUAGCCCUACAAUGACUUACCUUCUUUCAGCUUGUGGGAUGUCGAACCUUAUCUUCACUAAUAUACAUUAUUCCUGGGAACAGUACCUUGCUGAAUACCAAUACAGCGAUUUCAUUUGGGUACAGAAUUGGGAUAAUGACAUAUUUUCGAAAUCGGACAUCAACGAUAUUCUAAAUAAAAUUGGCAAGGAACGUUAUCCGAAAAAUUCUAUCCUUACUCAUUAUCUCCAAUUUAACUCAGCUGGAUUUAAAGCUUGUGGACCAGAUAAGGAUAUAUGUGUCUCAGAUUUUAAUUUUGUAAAAUCAAUCAACAACAUAGAUUCAUAUAAUGUAAAACAAAAAGCAGAGUUAUUACUUGAACAAUAUUCUAAGACUGGUACUAUAUCAUCGCAUAAUGUUAUCAUUGCUCCAAUCGGAGGACCUUACCACUUUGAACAACAAACCGAGUUUGAUUUUCAAUAUAAUAACUAUCAAAAAAUUGCUGAUUUCGUUAAUAUAAAUCGUGAGAUAUACAAAGCAACAAUUGAUUUUGGUACCCCCAAAGAUUAUUUCAAGACCAUCAUUGAAAAAAACAGGUCGUAUCCAUCAUUAAAGGGGGACUUUCUCAAUUUCGCAGAUGUUAGCUCAGGGACACCUGCUUAUUGGUCAGGAUUCUUUACAACUAGACCUUUGUUAAAAAUUCUGUUGAGACGCCUUGAAUCAACUUUAAGAACUACAGAAAUUCUCUUUUCAUUCGCUGUAAGUUCUAAUGUUUUUCGACAUAUGAAUGUUUCAGAUUUAUUCAAUCUUUUAAUGAAAUCAAGAGAAACAGUAGCACGUCUUCACGACCGUAACGUUGUAAGUGGCACAUUGACGGCUAAUGUUUUAAAAUAUGUACAUAAAAAGAUAUUAACAACUGUUAAGGAUUGUUGGUACAUACAAGAAACAAGUGCAAGUUUAAUAAGUAUAAAAUCAGAGAGAAAUAUUACUUAUCUCCAAAAAUAUGUAUACAGAAAUGGUGAAUUUAUUUCAGCUUUUAGAACUGUGACUCCAGGUGAUCAGAUUUAUGUAUUCAAUUCUUUAAGCCACGAGAGAACUGAAAUUGUAGAGUUUGUCACUCGAAACCCAAAUGUGAGAAUUAUAGAUCAUAAUAAAAAGGAUGUAACCAUACAAAUUAAUCCGAUAUGGAAUUACCAAUCAGAAAAUACGAUUAAAAUAUCACGACAGUUCUUUACUAUAUCAUUCGUUAUAGUAAUUCCACCGAUGACAUUAGAGCUCUUUAAAAUUAAGGAGACUUAUGAUGCGUCAUCCAGCGCGGCAACAAUUUACUGCGUUUCUUGCAUCAUGGACGACACUCCCGGCAAUGGACCAAUAUUUCCAUUUAACAUCCAGCCUAUAGAAAUAGGCGACAUCCAACUAGAGAACUAUAAACAUCGAUUAAUAUUUGAUGAAAUUACAGGAUUAUUAAAAACAGUAUUUGAGAAAGACACAAAUAAUAAGAAAACUGUUAUGAUCGAUUACGGUGCUUUUAAAAGUAAUCAUAUAAAUUCAGGAAUGUUUUUGUUUAACACAAAUUCUUCCAAACCACUGCAUGACAUUUUAUCACCAUAUAGGAGAGGAGUUAAAACAAAAAUCGUAUUAAUUAUUUCUGGUCUAGUAACCACCGAACUUACAACUAUCUUUGGUCGACUGUUGCAGAGUAGCGUCAAAAUUUUUAAUUUGAUGAAUGGCCCUUUUUCCAAAAUAAUUUGUGUUGAAACUAAAACAGAUUAUGAGGCGUCUCCCAAAAACAGGGAACUAGAGGUAUUUUUAUCGGUGCAAACUGACAUAGUUAACGGUAAUCCGCCUGAGUUGAUUAUUGAUAACAAUGGUUUUCAAUAUACUCCUAGAUAUAUAAAUAUAAGCAGACGAAUUGAAUCAAAUAUUUACCCUAUGACAAGUCUGGCUUAUAUUCAAGAUUAUCAAAAUCGUUUGACAUUAAUAACAGAUCAUGCCCAAGGUGUAACUUGUUUCCAGGAAGGACAGAUCGUGAUUAUGUUGGACCGCAGAGUUCUUUACAAUGAUGGCCGCGGAACCGGAGAAGGUUUAGCUGACAAUGGCGCUACCUAUCACAGGCACGUUAUAUUGUUGGAAAACUUCAUAAGGAGCAAAACAUUUCACAGUGACAACAGGAAAACGACGUUGCAACUGCCAAGCUUGGAUGCUCUACAUCUUGCCAAUGCUCUCAAUUACCACUUGGACAUAUUUUUCAUCGAUAGAUCACAAACUGAACACUGCUACUACACUUUUCUUCCAUUAAUCAAAACUCCAUUUCCCUGUGAUAUUUUUGUGAUUAAUUUCAGAUUAAUUGUUUAUAAAACCUCUUCAGAUAAGUUAUCCGUCAAUACGGCUCUAAUAACAUUACAUCGACAAAGCUUUACGUGUGAAAUAAAUCACUUUCAACAGCAUCACUGUAAUGGAGAUUACAGUUUUUCAAUAGAGAAAAUACUUCGCAACGUAAAAGCAGUAUAUCAGACUAAUUUGUGUGGUACUCAGGAUGGAACACCCAUUUCCAAAGUAAACAAAGGUUCCUUUGCUCCGAUGGAACUGAGCACAAUACGAGUAUAUUUCUGA
This is a messenger RNA of Papilio machaon (common yellow swallowtail), 3801 nucleotides long. RefSeq names its product alpha-mannosidase 2. Lineage: Eukaryota; Metazoa; Arthropoda; Insecta; Lepidoptera; Papilionidae. Gene Ontology annotation, biological process: N-glycan processing; protein deglycosylation; mannose metabolic process. Gene Ontology annotation, cellular component: Golgi membrane. The transcript is spliced from 5 exons. The record is from RefSeq and is a predicted model, not a curated record. The coding region runs from base 1 to 3801 and encodes 1266 amino acids. Gene Ontology annotation, molecular function: carbohydrate binding; alpha-mannosidase activity.